CUUUCCAGUGAUGUCUGGAGAAAAGAAAAGGAGAGGUUUUUGAAUAUUUACAGAACCAAUCCCUCUCUCUCUCCUCUCCAUCUUCUUCUGAAACUUUCUAUUAAAUUACCAGAAAAUUCCUAUAUAUUCAAGCAAUCAAAUUCUCCAGCUCAUUUACGUGUUCUCUUUCAGAUCUCAUCAAUCAUGUCGUACGCUUAUCUUUUCAAGUAUAUCAUCAUCGGAGAUACAGGAGUCGGAAAAUCCUGUCUUCUCCUGCAAUUUACGGACAAACGAUUUCAACCGGUCCAUGACUUGACCAUUGGGGUUGAAUUUGGGGCUAGAAUGAUCACAAUAGACAACAAACCAAUAAAACUACAGAUCUGGGACACGGCUGGCCAAGAAUCAUUCAGAUCCAUCACGAGGUCAUACUACAGAGGUGCUGCCGGGGCACUACUUGUUUACGAUAUUACCAGGAGGGAAACAUUUAAUCACCUUGCUAGUUGGCUGGAAGAUGCAAGGCAGCAUGCAAAUGCAAACAUGAGUAUAAUGCUGAUUGGAAACAAGUGUGAUCUUGCUCACAGAAGAGCUGUAAGCACAGAGGAAGGCGAACAGUUUGCCAAGGAAAAUGGGUUGAUAUUUAUGGAGGCCUCUGCUAAAACAGCUCAGAACGUUGAGGAGGCUUUUAUCAAAACAGCUUCCACGAUCUAUAAGAAAAUACAGGAUGGAGUGUUUGAUGUAUCAAACGAGUCAUAUGGAAUAAAAGUUGGGUAUGGAGGGAUUCCUGGGCCAUCAGGCGGACGAGAUGGAGCUGCUUCUCAAGGAGGAGCUUGUUGCAGUUGAAACUGGAAACUUUAUUCUUUAAAUUUGAUCAUAGCCAGUGGUGUUAUUAUUUAUUUAUUUAUGCUCUUCUAGCAUGUUUACCUUCAUUGGUGUAACCAAUUUGUUUGUGCUUAUGUUAAUAUAUAUAUCUGGGCAAAUAUAAACAACUUUACCUUUUGAAA
Solanum tuberosum (potato) is the source of this 980-nucleotide messenger RNA. Its product is annotated as ras-related protein RABB1c-like. The record is from RefSeq and is a predicted model, not a curated record. Lineage: Eukaryota; Viridiplantae; Streptophyta; Magnoliopsida; Solanales; Solanaceae. Gene Ontology annotation, molecular function: GTP binding; GTPase activity. Bases 184 to 819 code for a protein of 211 amino acids. The transcript is spliced from 6 exons.